This is a messenger RNA of Pneumocystis carinii B80, 3237 nucleotides long. Its product is annotated as potassium/sodium efflux P-type ATPase, fungal-type. Gene Ontology annotation, cellular component: plasma membrane. The record is from RefSeq and is a predicted model, not a curated record. NCBI's taxonomy places the organism in Eukaryota, Fungi, Ascomycota, Pneumocystomycetes, Pneumocystales, Pneumocystaceae. Gene Ontology annotation, biological process: intracellular calcium ion homeostasis; calcium ion transmembrane transport. Gene Ontology annotation, molecular function: ATP binding; ATP hydrolysis activity; P-type calcium transporter activity. The transcript is spliced from 9 exons. Bases 47 to 3193 code for a protein of 1048 amino acids.
CGUGUUUCUUUUUUUUAUUUAAGGACUAUUUUUAUAAAAAUAAGUUAUGUGUUAUAAAAAUAAGUCCAAAAAUCAUGUCGAAGUAUUUCAAUAUUCAAAACAUCCAUUUUUACUUUCUCCCGGACAUAUAGAGGAUGUGCUUUCUACGAGCAUGGAAAAUGGUCUUAAUUCAGAAGAAGCUGAGAAGCGGCUUUUAAAAUAUGGUGCUAAUUCCUUAAAUAAUGAGGGCGGUGUAUCUGUUAUUGCAGUACUUCUACGACAAGCUGCUAAUGCCAUGACACUUGUUCUUGUAACUGCAAUGAUUGUAUCUUUAGGCAUAAGAGAUUGGAUUGAAGGGGGUGUAAUAACAGCUGUCAUAUUAAUCAAUAUUGUUGUAGGCUUUUUCCAAGAAUAUAAUGCUGAAAAGACUGUAAACUCUUUACGUUCUUUAUCGUCUCCAACGGCACAUGUUGUUCGUGAUGGUUCUAGUUUUACAAUUCCUUCUUCCCGGAUUGUGCCUGGUGAUAUUGUAGAAUUAAAGACAGGAGAUACUGUUCCUGCAGAUAUACGUCUUUUUGAAGCUAUGAAUUUUGAGACUGAUGAGUCUUUAUUUACAGGAGAAUCUUUGCCAGUAAGUAAAUUUGUUACUAUGGAAUCUGCCGACGAGGAUAUUCCAAUUGGUGAUCGUGUUACUAUGGCAUGGAGUGUUACUAGUGUUACUAAGGGACGUGCAAAAGGUAUUGUCGUAUUCACGGGGAUGGCGACUGAAAUCGGAACUAUUGCUAAGUCCAUUCAAAAGAAAAAAAUUAUUAAGAAAAACGAGGAAGGGAAAACUAGUCCUCAUGCAUAUAUUAUUGCAUGUGGAAUGAUUAUUUUAGAUGGUAUUGGUCGCUUUUUAGGUAUUAAUAUUGGAACACCAUUACAAAAAAAAUUAUCUGCUCUUGCUAUUGGUCUUUUUGGUAUUGCUUCGCUUUUUGCAUUAAUUGUAUUUGCAGCAAAUCGUUUUGUGACUAAAGAUGAAGUAGUUCUUUAUGCUAUAGCUACUGGCCUUUCUAUGAUUCCAUCAAGUUUAGUUGUUGUUCUUACUAUAACUAUGGCUGUUGGUACAAAGCGAAUGGUCCAUCGUCAUGUGAUUGUUCGUAAGCUUGAUUCAUUAGAAGCUCUUGGUGCUAUUACUGAUAUAUGUUCUGAUAAGACGGGUACUUUAACACAAGGUAAAAUGAUAGCUCGUCAGGCUUGGGUUUGUGGAUUUGGUAUGUUUUUGGUAUCAGAAAAUAAUGAGCCAUUGAAUCCUACUGCUGGAACUGUAGAUUUUGUUAAUGCUACUCCUUCAGAGUAUAUCCAAAAUAAUUAUAAAGAAAAGGUGGAAAUUAAUUUAGAAACAUAUAAUAUUAAUGAAGAGUUGGAGGGGUUUUUAAAUGUUGCUUCGUUGGCUAAUUUGUCAACUAUUCAUCAAGAUAAUGAGCAACGGUGGAAAGCAACUGGGGAACCUACUGAAAUUGCGUUGCAAGUAUUUGCGUCUCGUUUUAACAGGGGAAAAAAUAAAUUAUCUAAAGGGUCUAAUUCAUUGUGGACUCAACUAGCCGAGUUUCCUUUUGAUAGUGAUAUCAAGAAAAUGUCCGUUGUUUUUCAGAAAAAUACAGAAAAGAAAAUUAUGGUAUUUAUGAAGGGUGCUACUGAAAAGGUCCUUCAUGAUUGUGUUACUAUGGGUGUGGAAAUGAAGUUACUAAGUGAAGAAGAUAAAGAGGAAGUAUUUAGGAAUAUGGAAGUUUUUGCUAGUCAGGGUUUGCGAGUUUUGGCGUUGGCUCAAAGACAAUUGACUGAGAAUAUUGAUAAUUGGGAUGAGGUGUCUCGAGAUGAUAUUGAGUCAAAUAUGAAUUUGCUUGGGUUUGUUGGUAUAUAUGAUCCUCCUAGACCAGAAUCUGCUUCAUCUGUUAAAGAAUGCCAUCAAGCUGGUAUAAAUGUUCAUAUGCUUACAGGAGACCACUUAGGAACUGCUAAGGCUAUAGCAAUGGAAAUUGGUAUUCUUCCUCGAAAUAUGAGCAAAUUUUCGAAUAGUAUAUCUUAUAUGAUUAUGACUGCUUCUGAGUUUGAUAAAAUGAGUGAUUCUGAAAUUGAUUCUCUGUCUUGUUUACCUUUGGUUAUUGCAAGAUGUGCACCGCGAACCAAGGUUCGAAUGAUAGAGGCAUUGCACCGACGAAAAGCGUUUUGCGCUAUGACAGGUGAUGGAGUUAAUGAUUCACCAAGUUUGAAGCAUGCAGAUGUUGGUAUUGCCAUGGGAAUGUCGGGAUCAGAUGUAGCAAAAAAUGCUAGUGAUAUUGUUCUUAUGGAUGAUAAUUUUGCAUCUAUUAUAAAUGCAAUAGAAGAGGGUCGCAGAAUGUUUGAUAAUAUUAAGAAGUUUGUACUUCAUCUUUUAGCUGCAAAUGUUGCUCAAGCUCUUUAUUUGUUAAUUGGUCUUGUAUUUCAGGAUAAAAGUGGUUUUUCUGUAUUUGCCUUAACUCCGGUUGAGAUUCUUUGGAUUAUUAUGGUAACAAGUGCUUUUCCUGCUAUGGGACUUGGUAUGGAAGCCGCGUGUUCUGAUAUUAUGAAGCGACCACCACAUAAUAUUAAAAUUGGGGUAUUUACGUAUGAGGUUAUUGUUGAUACUUUUGUUUAUGGCUUUAUUCAGGCAGUAAUUUGUUUAGUAUCUUAUGUUAUUGUUGUUUGGGGAUAUGGAGAUGGGAAUCUUGGUGUUUCUUGUAAUGAUUUUUAUAAUUCAUCAUGUGAAUAUGUAUAUAGGGGGAGAUCUACUACGUUUGUUGAACUUACUUGGAUGAUAUUGAUUCUUGCAUGGGAAAUGAUUGAUUUUCGACGAUCUAUGUUUUACUCUAAUCCCGAAUCACCUUUCAAAUAUACUCAAUUGUAUCAUCAUCUUAAAGGAAAUAAAUUAUUGUUAUGGUCUGUAGUUUUUGGCUUUUUUAGUGUUUUCCCUGUUAUUUAUAUUCCAGUAAUUAAUAAGGAGAUUUUUAAACACUCCCCUAUUACAUGGGAAUGGAUCCUUGCAUUAUCUGGUUUAUUACUUUUUAUUAUAGCUUCGGAAUUGUGGAAAUGGAUUAAACGGAUUUAUUAUAGACAUUGUCAAAAAAGAAAAUAUAAUUUUGAUUCUGAUUUGGAAAAAAAAUGUCCGUUUGAGAGAUAUGCAUCAAUAGAAAAUAAUACUAAUAAACUUUGUUAAAUAUUUGUUUAAUUAUCUAUAUUUAGGAUUUUUUUAUGAAUUUU